UGAGAAAUAUUCUUUUCUCAUUGUAUUUUUCUGUAAUUUCAGAUUCUUAGUGCAGGAUUGUCUGCAGUGUGUGCUGUGGCACCUGUGGUGAGCAGGUGCUGUGUUCAGCAGCGCUGCACAGGACCAAGUGGCUGCUUCGAUUGUGGUUGCUUGCAACCCCUCACACAGAAUCUUGAUGCUGUUUAGUGACGGCUCUGCACCAUUACAAGGGUUGUUAGGUCAUUCUAACAAGCAGACUGGCUUAGCCAGUAGCUUGCACAGGUGGGCAUUGCUGUACAAUGCUACCCAUGGUAACUGCAAACUGGUGGACCCAUACUGUACCAGUGCCAAGAUUACUGACCCACUCCAUUCACAGUACCAAACUGGGACUGUACUGUAUUGACCUGGUGCUACAGUCACCGAACUAGUUCCAAACAGAUCUGGUACCGAACAGACUGUACCAACCAGGGCUUACAUCCCUGGUCUGGUACCAAGCCAGUCUAAGACCAAAUUCAGGUCUUAAACAGCCCCGUUGCUGAGGCAGCACCUGUACAUUUCUUACUGCAGUUAAGCACUUCUGUUGACAGAGCUUCUACUACUGAUCGAGGGCCACUGCAAUCUUGCAAGUGCCCUGGCCUACAGAAGGUGAGACGAGCCUCUCCCAGUGUACCUGAACUUUUUUUCAGGUCCGGUUGUCUUGGGGUCACCUGGCUACAGCUGGUGUUUCCCGGUCUAUGGACACCUUUUAUAUAGGGUGCAUGAUGCGGAGAAACUGGGCCUUGCCCAAUUUCUGCCAGUAGAGGCUUUAGUUACCCUUCUGUGCAAGGGUGCCAUCUGCCCCAACUAACUUUACCAGGUCUCAGAGGUGUUCUUCAAGCGUGCUUAUUCAGCCAGUCCAUUUGCCACACAGCUGGGCGACUUUAGUAGUAUUGUGGUAGGCUACCAGUCAUAUUUGCUAAGGUCACUUUCUGACAGCCACAGGCCUUCACUAGAACUACUGAAUAAAUUGUGCCUGGUUAAUAAGAACCUGCCCUGUCUGCCAAAGCUGAAUGGACAGGCUGUAGGUUGAAACCUGACUGCUGGUAGCCACAUGCAGGCAGCUUUGACUUUCCCUGGCACACGUCCCUGACGGGGACAAAGCAGCUGCCUCAAAGACCGGUACAGUUGGCUACGCCUGAUGCCAGAGGUGUUGUUCAGAACUGGCCAUCGGGUGCUGCCACAAGGCUAUAAUAGGUUCCACUUACCAGCAAAAAUCGGACAGCAGCCCUAAGGGUUUGCUGCCACAGGUCCAGGGACCUUUUUCAGAGCUCCAUCUGGAGUAUUGGAAUCAGUGCACCACGGACAUCUGGGUGCUUACUACUGUUGAGACUGGCUGCUGUCUGCAGUUCAAGCAUGGUCCUCUUCCCUUUUGGGGCGUGACUGUAACAUCAGUCACAUACCCACAGGACACUAGUGAUGUCUCAGGAGGUAGCAACUCUGCUACAAAAAUUGACUAUUCGCAUGAUGGAGGAAGGGUUCCAGUCCAGGUGCCCAAGCAGGAUGGUGGUCUCGGAUGGAUCCUUGACUUCAGACGGGUCUACCUGUAUCUGACCCGAAGAAGUUUCAGAAUGUUGAAAAUGAACAGCUGUUGCAGUCAAUCAGGCCAGAUGACUAGUUCACCAUGGUGGACCUCAAAGAUGCCUAUUUCCACAUCUCCAGGAAGUACCUACGGUUUGCCUUUCAGGGUACAGCAUAGGAGUUCUUGGGUCUUGCCAUUUUGUCUCUAGCUCCCCGUGCCAUUUUGAAGUGCAUGGAAGCUAUCCUGGUCAUACAGACAACACAACAGGUGGUUAUCCUCGUUUGGAAGAGCAAAGAUAGAUCUCUUUGCCUCCCAGGAAUUGACCCACUGUCCUCUCUGGCUCUCCAUAAUAGGAGGCGGGGACCUGUUGGCAGUAGAUGCCUUUGCACACCAGUGGGUGAUGCUACUGUUAUAUGCCUUCCCAUCACUUGCCCUGCUCCUGCUGUCUGGAGACUAUCGGGCAGGACUGGGCCCAGGUGCACCUAAUAGCCUCCUUUUGGCCCAGGAAAACCCUGAUGCAGCUCCUGAGCAGCCAGCCUUGGAGGCUGCCCAAGCACCACAACCUGCUCAGUCAGGCAUGGAGAACCUUAUGGCAUACCGACCCAUUGAGCCUGUAGCUUUGGGUCUGGUCUCCUGAACAGCUGCAUUUGAGCCAUCUGGGUCUGUCAAGUAGGGUUAUUGACACCUUACAAAAUGCCAGUACAGGUACAAGUGCAGCAUCUUUCAGACAUGUCUGCCUCAUGGGUUCCACCGCACAACUUGUCACAUGACAAUAAUAUUGCAUUUGUUGCCGGACCUGUAUGUUGAGGGGGCUAUUUCGGCUUGCCAUGUCAAAAUUGACUUGCGCUCCCCAGGAGCCCAACUUCCUGGCUGGGCAAUUUGUGAAAGGAGUUCGGUGGCUUUGGCCACCUAUGAAGGAUGUUGUUCCUUGUUGGAGUUUAAACGUGGUGCUUAGUGCAUUCUUGAAGCCUCCAUUUGAAACCUUGCAUUCAGCUGAGCUGAAAUAUCUGUCAUUCUGCAAUAUUACCCUUAAGAUGGCUUUGGUAUAGUCACUCAUUAGGUAAUGUUUAUAUUUUAUACCUCGUUUUCUGAAAUAGAAAUGUAACCAUUAACCUUCAAGGUCCACGAUUGCAGCAGACUUGAAGAAAAAAUGACGCUGAGGUCUGUGUGGGGGCAGGCCAUUACUUAUUUAAAGUAGCUUUGGUAUAGAGUAUUCAGGUUUCAGGUCUUUAGGAGGUAAACACGCAUUCAGUAAUGGUUACAUUUCUAUUUCAGGGAAUCAUGAUAAUAUCCUAACGUUUUUCUUGUAAAUAGUGUAUUCGUGCAUGCUGGGUGGGAGAUCUUAGUUACAUGGAUCUGGUUAAAAUAAAGGAGAUUUCUGAUGAGGUAACCUGCAUGAAAUAUGCUGUUGCUCUCUUCUAGGAGAGACUGGGUUGUGAUUUGAUUUGGGAAUAGAGAUUUUACUCCAUCACCUCUAAUCCUCCUUUUUAUCCAGAGGAUUUGUCAGACAUUAAGUGAUAGCUUAAUGGAGAAAAUGCAUUUAAAAAAAAAAAAAAAAAAAAAAAAAUCCUAGUGGUAAGGGUAGAGAAACUAAACCCAGUCCUUCACACACCAUGCAGGGAGCUAACAGGCUGGCAGUCAAGCACAGCAGCAAGGUAAACAGCAUGUUUAGUUAUUUACUGAAUUUUUCUAAUUUCAAUAUGAUUUGUUAUUUACGUCCGUGUUUUUUUUUUUAAUGCAGGACACACAGUGUAUAUUUUGUUAAACUUUACAUUUUGUAAAAUGUUCUUUUAUAGUCCUGUUUUUUUAUAUAGAAUGUUUUAAUGUUCUUUUCAGAUGCUACAGGUGUAAUUUAUAGAGAAGCAUUGUGUUGUCCUGUUUAAUGGAAUUAGUACAAAAACACUUGAGCGAAGAUUUCUUAGUGUUAUUUGUUGUUAUUUUAGAUCUCUCCCACUUCUACUCAUCCCCAUUUAAUCCUGAAAUGCCACCAGCGAAUAGACACUGUGAUGUUUUUUCUAAUUUUAAAUGUUUCUUUUCUCCUGAUCCCCCAUGUCCUUGCUCCCUGGGCCUGUGCCCGUUCCUGCCCUGCUCGCUGCACCUGUACCCAGGAGCGGAGUUGCACUGUGCUGUGUGACCACUCCAGCCUUGCUGAUCUCCCUAAGGAGUUCCCCUGCGAGGCUGUGUCCAUCAACCUGGAGAAGAACAACAUCAAGUUUUUGUCUGAGAGGGCCUUCGGCACCCUGCCUUCCCUACACUACCUGUCACUAGACCACAACAACAUCUCCUUCAUCACGCCAGGGGCCUUCAAGGGUCUGCCCAACCUGGUGGAGCUCAAGAUGGCUCACAAUGAAUACAUCCGCUACCUGCACACCCGGACCUUCACCGCCCUCAAGCGUCUUGUCAAGCUGGACCUCUCCAACAGCAACCUCUUCAACAUGCCCGACCGCAUCUUCCUGGAGCAGGUUGCCCUCAGGGAGCUCCUCCUCUUUCAGAACAACUUCCGCCGGAUCCCAGGGGCAAUCCGAGGCAUGGAGAACCUGACACACGUCUACCUGGAGCGCAACAGGAUCGAGGCCGUGGCCUACAACUCCCUGCAAGGCCUGAGCAACCUCAAAUACGUGAACCUGCAGGAAAACCACAUCAACGUCAUCCACGACCAGGCUUUCCAGGACUGCCGGCGGAUCGAGUACUUCUACCUGAACGACAACCUGUUGAGUGACCUGCCCCGGCACUCAUUCAAAGGUCUGAGGCGUAUGAAGAUGCUCAACUUGGGCGGCAACCUCUUCACCAAUGUCUCCAAUACCUGGUUCAGUGACCUAACAGAGCUGGAGGUGCUCUACUUGGACAGGAACCAGCUCACCUUCAUUGAGGAGGGAGCCUUCGAGAACCUGAGCAGCCUUAUUUCCCUCCACCUCAACAGUAACAACCUCACCUCCCUACCCCUUUUUGUCUUCCAGCCAAUCUACUUCCUGGGUCGGCUCUACCUCUUUCGUAAUCCCUGGGAGUGUGACUGCACCAUGGAAUGGCUUAAGGAGUGGAUGGAGAACUACAAGCUGGUCAGAGACAUCCCCUGCACCUCUCCCCCCUCGGUAGCUGGGCUGGACCUCAGUGUGGUGGUCUUCACCAAAUCCAUGGAUGGUUUUUGCCUGGACCCAGUGGAGCUCAAUGUGAACUCUGUCGCACCGACGCCCACCGAGGGCCUGCGCUACGCCACAGGGAACAAGUUCAGCAACCUCAUCUCCAAGCUCUUGCAACAAGAACUCGGAGAGCCUGGCAACUCCUCCGAGACUUUCAGGAAUGCGUCACUGCUGGAUGGAAUAGAUAAUAAAGUGUCUGCUGGAGUCUUGCACUCCAAGAUGAAUGUGCUGCUGCAGGCUAUCCUGCCUUGUUUAGUGCUCGGUCUCCUCAAUCAGUGAUGUUAUGGUUGCUUUCCUGAUUGAUAAUCAGGAUGUUUCCUUAUAUGUUGAACUGUGACAUCUUACAAAAACCCCACAGUUCAUUGCUGGAGAUCUGGCAGCACAAUGGGAAGGUGACUCUGUUUAGAUCUGGCUGUUUUCUAAUGUAUCAUGCACACCUUCCCUGCUUGCGGACGGUAUGUUACUAAUAAAGCACACUGAUCCUUUUGAAAACCAUUGUAACUUCAUGCAUCAAUCUGUGUAAGACUCAGGGUUAGAUGCAGAAGGCCUUGCACAUUGAGGUAGCUUAUCUGCAGGUGUUGGGUACUGGAAAGGAGACUACACAAACUGGUUUGUUCUGAAGCCUGGAAGCUUACAAUCAUGUUAGUUUAAGAAUUAAUUUGACUGAACUGGAUUUGGAUACACUAUUUCAUCAAGCAAGGGAUCCCCAGAAAAUAUAAGAAAUUAAGUGUUUUAAUUGAUAAACACUUAAAAAUGUGACUUUAAAUAAGACCUAUUCUGACUUAGACUAUAGAAUUGAAUGUGCUUUGCAUGAGGUGUAAUAUAUAAUAAACAUUUUAAAUAACGCUAGACACAAUCUCAUGUUAGUUCUAAAUAGGAAAGUGCCGUUCCUGUAUGUGAUUAGUGUAGCAUUCUGGCAUAUUCAGGCAGGCAACCUUUAUUUUUAAGUAUCGCAAAAACUUCUGCUUUAGCAGGUUCCUUCAGCUACCUUACAGAUGGUAUGUCCAGUUUUGUUCAAUUCAAUGGCUUUGGAUUUCCAAGCAAUUCACAAAUGCAAUAAUCUUCUUAAUGUAAGGCUGAUCUGCACUAAAAGCCCUUCCCUCACUUAACCAAAUGGAGUAGAUUUAGCAUUGUGUUUCUUUCAGUUAUGGAAAUAGCUAUGGCUGAUAUGCACUGGGAAUUACAGGGACAAUUUUGGUUCAUUGUGUAUCUCUUUUUUUUUUAAGGCUGGAUGCAUGUAAAGGGAAAGCUUGCAUGUAAGAUUUUAAACUUAUUUCUUUCAUGCCUGUUUUUAUCUAAGUAAAUUUAAAUUAAUGUUGCACUUUUAUAUGGCGAACAGAUCUGGCCAUUUUGUUUGGUUUGCACAAUCAUCAGAUGUUUACCAAGUUUUGUAUACUUUAUAGACACAUUGUUUUUGUAGGUGCCAUAUAUGUUGUUUAAUGUUAUUCACUCGAAUAAAUGGAGAAAUAAGCCAAUUACAGAUUUUUUUGUUAACCUUUUUUGGUUGUAUUUUAUGAAAAACACAUGCACACAUUAGGGAAAGACCGGCUCGGCUCAGUUCACACUGCUUCAACAUGUUAGUCUGUGUUAAUGGAUUAAAACUCAAUAUGUAACAAACAUGAUUAUAUCCUUGCAGACUGUCCUUCCAGUAAGGAUUUAAAAAUUACAUAUUUGAAAACAUUUUUGUGCCAUUUUCAUAAAGCUAACACUGUGUUUCCAUAUAUUUAUUUGCAGAAGUCAAUAGACCCACAGGUGUUUGAGUUGGAAAAAUUCCAUCUCAGAAACAUUCAGAGCAAUUACAAAUAAAACAUUAAAAUAGCAACUCAUUGUAAGGAAUGUGUUGUUACUGUGGUUAAUUGCUGUUCUGAUGCCUGUUGAAGUGCUGAGGCUCCUCCACAGCCUGCUCUGUUCUUUGCCAGACUGAACCUUCCUCUGAGCUUCUUGACUUCUCCACAGCCAACCCCAUCUACAAACCUGUUACAUCACCAGUUGUGGAAAGUUGUCUGAAUAAAAACUUACAAUACAAAAGUCAUGCGUGUGGGCAGUUUCAUUUAGACUAGGAAUUUGUUGUAAAUUGAGGAGUGACCCUGCACUCCCUCCACAACAACUGAAAUACCUUGCAGACUUGUCAUGUCCCUACCGCAGAGUUCCUCAAAGUUUUGCCCUCAAGGCAAGAUGACACAAACUGGAACAGUGCAACGGUAGAGUGAUUGUGCUGCAGCAGCAGGGGAGGUGUUACAUUCUACUACUCUGUUCUCUAAAUGUGUGCUCUGGUUCUGUGUUUUAAUGAUAUUUAUUUGACACUUUGAAUUAGGGGUUAGUUAAACGUAAAAGUACUCCUUUUGUAGCUUGCAUCUCUUGGUCACCUCUUCAUUUGCCAAAAAUAAAUAAAUCAAAGAGAUGUGCAAUGAACACGCUGCAGCUACCCAGACAAGUCAAGAACACUGCCGGAAUGAAGGAGUGCAAUGGAACAGAACAGGUUUUCUAUUUAGGUAAAAGGUCAAUACAUAUAGUUCACCCGAGAGGAAUUAUGUAAUAACCAAAUUAAUGAUGCUGAGCUGCAACAUACAAGCAGCAGGCCCCAAUAGUAGAGUUGGGAUGGUGUUGCAUCCCAUACAAAUUAGAAUAUUUUUUUUGUACAUAUUUAUGAAGGUACUGCCACCCUAUUGUUAUAGAUUUUCAAUCCAUCGUUUUGUAGUCUGACUGCACUGCUAAAGUACUACUUUAAAUGACAGUACAUGUUCUCGUUACCAUUAAUCCAAAAUAAUAAUUUAAAAAUAUAACAUUAUUGGGUGGAGAUGUAGUGGCAGGGUCCUGCAUUCAGGUUUAACUUUACAUGUAAUGCAGUGUAAAACAGAAAUCCUUUGUGCCUGUGUAACACCAUGCUGCAUGUUUAUGAGAAAGUAAAAACUGGGCCGCUGUGAAUGUAAAGAGCAAGUGUGACACCUCAAGGUGUGGCCAAAGACGCAAACAGUGCGUCACUCAAGCAGACUAGAGGUACGCCUUGCUUCUCCUGAAACACACAAGGGAAUGUCAACAAGCGUUUCCAGUAAAUAAUUGAAUAGCAACAGCUAUCAGAUGGCUUGGUUAAUUAUAGAGCCUGUUCCUGUUGUGGUUUUGAGUCUGCAGGUUUUAAUGAGCAUGUUCACCAUUCAGCAUAUGCAUAUUAUAUAUAUAUAUAUAUACACACACAGUACAUAUAGUUUAUAAAAUAUCUGAAAUAAGGGACAGUAAAGUUUAACCAGUUUUUUGUUUGUCUGUAGUUAUUUGUGGGUAAUAAGCACACCUAUUAAUGUUACUGGUAACAUUCUUGCCUGACCAUGUACAAUAACUGAACAGAAGAUACUGUGGUCAACAUUGCUAUCCGUCUCGUGUCCUGGCAGUGCACUGUAAUGUCCGUUUUGAGAAGUGCAUGCAAUUGUUUUUAUAAUGUCUCCCCAGAGAAUAAAUGGAAUUCUGCUUGGUGUGUUUUCCUGCAUAAUGAUUAUGGGAUAUUUUCCCCUUUCUUUACCUCUGGAAUUGUCUAUUUCUGCAUGUCCCCUGGAAUGGUAUUUUAUCCAGUACAGCACACUGAUCCAACUAAGGUAACGAAUGUAGGUGGUGAGGAAGCAUUGCAGAUCAACGCCACUGUAACUAACCCUAGAAAUACAUUGCAGUCAGCCCUUUGAGAGCUAAAUAACUGUGUGCCCACUGCAUCUUACUGCUGCCCCUCAAGUGACCGGUGACUUUGAAGGUUUAUGGGCACUCUGUACAGUUAAUGGGGAUGUGCUAUGAGAGUUUACAGCAAACAAGCUGUUCAAUUUGAGAAUGCACUAUGUUUGUAAGUGACUGUUUAAUGGGUUAGAUAACACAAGCAGAACACCUUGGUGUAUAUAUACUGUUUAGUUUAAUUCUCUAUGAUU
Molecule: messenger RNA, 8576 nt
Organism: Polyodon spathula (Mississippi paddlefish)
Lineage: Eukaryota; Metazoa; Chordata; Actinopteri; Acipenseriformes; Polyodontidae
Product: nyctalopin-like
Exons: 2
Coding region: 3544-4953 (469 amino acids)
Cellular component (GO): extracellular matrix
Molecular function (GO): protein binding
Source: RefSeq, a predicted model, not a curated record